UUCUGCAGAGAGAGGGGAAAAGAAGAUGCUGCUUUUGCUAUUGAGAGAGAAAUAAUCACAAUGUUGCCAUCUCAUGAAUUAUUAAGCAGCCCCCGGCUUCUUUUGGCACUGGUCUAAAUGCUGCAUUUUUAUCCAUGGGUCUGAAGCGGAGAGCAAGGGUGUUUUUUUGACAGCUGUAUUACUGCUGAUAAGCAAGACUCAGCUAGCUGAUCAAGUAGUGAGACAAGAAGCUAGAGCAGGCACUGCAAGCAGCCGCACAGUUCUCUUUUUUUUCUUCUUGUAGUUGGGAUCUGUUUAGAAGACAAAAGGUAAGGGGAGAAAAAAAAAGCAAGGCUGAUAGCUGUUAUCAAAGUAACCAGACGCAGACCUGGCUGCCCACAUGCCGAUCGAAUUUGUUUGCAAAAUUAAAUUUACAGAGGAGGAUGAGAAGCAGAAGGGAAAGCAGGAAGGGGACAAGGAGAGCCUGAUUGAGGAGACCUGUACACCCCCAACCAAGGACCUGGCUGGCUUUGCAAACUCCUGCACCCUUCACGGGAUUAAUCAUAUCUUUGUUUCAGGGCGGCUAGGCAUCAAGCAGACCCUUUGGGCGCUGACCUUUCUGGUGUCUCUAGCAUUGUUUUUCUACCAGGCAGCUAAGUGUGCCAUGUUCUACUUGGAGCACCCCCACGUAACGGCACUGGAUGAGGAGGCUAGCCGGGAGAUGGUCUUCCCUGCCGUGACCAUCUGUAACAUCAACCGCUUUCGCUUUUCUGCACUCACCGACGCUGACAUUUACCACCUAACUAACUUGACUGGACUACCCCCAAAGAACAAGGAUGGGCACAAAGCCACAGAUUUGGUGUACCCUGACCCCAACAUGGAAGACAUCUUUAACAGGACAGGGCACCAGAUGGAGGACAUGCUGAAGAGCUGUAAUUUUAGCGGGGAGAACUGCUCUGCCAAAGACUUUUCAGUGGUGUAUACAAGAUAUGGGAAAUGUUACACUUUCAAUGCAAACAAAUCAUUAUCAUCAAAGAAAGCAAAGCAAGGUGGUAUGGGGAAUGGCCUUGAGAUAAUGCUGGACAUUCAACAAGAAGAAUACCUGCCCAUCUGGAGAGAAACAAAUGAAACAUCAUUAGAAGCAGGGAUCCGAGUUCAGAUUCACAGUCAAGAUGAACCUCCUUACAUCCAUCAACUCGGGUUUGGGGUUUCACCAGGAUUUCAGACAUUUGUUUCAUGUCAGGAACAAAGGCUGACAUACCUGCCUGAGCCCUGGGGAAAGUGCCGCCCCACUGCAGAGCCUACCAUUCCCGGGUUUAACUACAGCAUCAGCGCCUGCCGCCUCAAGUGUGAGAAAGAGGAAGUGUACAGAAAAUGCAGCUGCAGGAUGGUUCAUGUGCCAGGUGAUGAAAAAAUCUGCUCGCCCCAUGAUUACACAGAAUGUGUUGACAAUGCACUAACUGAAAUUAUAAAGAACACUGAAGAGGCCAGCACUUGCACUUGUGAAACUCCAUGUGACUUGACCCGUUACGGGAAGGAGAUUUCAAUGGUAAAAAUUCCCAGCAAAGGAUCUGCUCGCUACUUGUCAAAAAAAUACAACCACUCUGAGGAGUACAUCAGAGACAAUUUUCUGGUUUUGGAUAUUUUCUUUGAAGCCCUUAAUUAUGAAAAAAUUGAACAAAAGAAAGCAUAUGAUGUGGCAGGCUUGUUGGGUGACAUUGGAGGUCAAAUGGGAUUGUUUAUUGGGGCAAGCAUUCUUACAAUUUUGGAAAUACUGGAUUACAUCUUUGAGGUGGCUAGAGAUAAGUUUCACAAGCUUGUAAAACCUCGGAAAGAUCGCACCAAGGAGCAGUCUGACAGAGUAGUAACAUUGGGGUUGGAUAAUGUGAAAAACCCAGAUUCUUGUGAAACACAGAGAAACCACCCAGGAGGAGAGUACUCUGGCACUAUACUCCCUAACCACCAUCACCAACACUCUCACCGUGGGGUUUUUGAGGAUUUUGCCUGUUGAAACAACAGGAAUUAUGGCAUCAACAAGCACUGUUUUCAUGCUGGAAUUGGGCCUUAUUACAAGCCUUUGGACUUAAGAUAUCACAUACCUUUUUGCUGUCAUUAGUGAAAGCUACAGCCAAAGUCUAGCACCAAGCUUGUGCUGCAAACAGACCUCUUUUACAAAGGCACAGAUUGGAUUACACCAAGUGAUCCUACUGAAGAAAUCUACCUUUUUUGAAAAAUAAUAUAUUAGUUAUUUACCAUUUCGAUACCAUAAAUAUUGUUAUGGUCAGCAUUAAGUAUCAAGGAAUAGUCUGUACUUUAAAUGACCCUUGAUCUAUAUUUAUUGCAGACAGUAGUUAUUGUAAUUCCUUCUUUGCAUAUUUAUGGAAUUUUUUGUACUUUUAUUAUUUAGUAAUUUAAGUACCUUAAGUGAUUUUGUAGAGGUUCAUGUAAAGUAUAUACUGCCCAUGUGCAUUGUUCAGAUGGAGAGGAAAAGUAAAAUACUCGCUUCGAGAGUCAUAAUGCUGACACUCAAAAAGAAAGCUGUGGACUACACAAAACAAUGGAGAUAAGAUGUUCUGCAUUCUAAAUUAAUCAAAGUACUGAAAUACUUUCUUUUUAUUUUGUUUCUGUUGAAAAAUGUUUCAGAUCUGAUUGAUCUGCCCAUGAAAAAAAGAAACAAAAUCCAUGCAGAUAAUUGAGUUCUACGAAUUGCAGUUAGUUUGAAUGGAAGAGGUAAUUUACAAGAAGGAUCGAAAGGUAGCAGCAUGGGGAUUAUUGGGGUUUUUUGCACUGUAGCAGGAUGGUGUCAGAAAUAAGAGUCUGGAAAAGCUGCAGUUUAAGCAUGUAUGUGCACGUUUAAUUGACAAACAGAAAACCAAGGAACAAACAAACGUGGCAUGAGGGCCAAAAUAAAGAUUCAAACAAAACAAGCAAACACAGGCUCACCAUUCGCCUUCACUACUCACUACACACACCUAACUCCCUUCUCCUGCGCAAAGCACUUCUUGUAUACAGGUGGCCAUUCUCCAAUUAGCACUCUAUUACCUAAUUGGAGAAUGGCCAACCCGUGAUUGUUGGCAGGGACAGAAUUAACCCCAUUCCUGCCAACCUUACAUUCCCGUACACACUAUUUACACAAGCAGGGCUUUUGCCUUGCCACACAGUCAAUUAUCAAAUUGUUGUCCAAAUAUGUCUGAGUGUGCCUGAGACAUGAGUUUUGAACAAUUUCUAACAUUGUAGGUAUUACAAAUUAUCCUUGGGAAGAAAAUAGGUAAUUACAGUAAUGGACGACUUUUGGGUCAAUCUGUAUAAAGAUGAGCUGGUUAAAUGUAUUUGAUUUAGGCCCUUUCAAAGUCCUAUUUUGUUAAGAGAAAAUGUAUAAAUAGAAUUAUAUGAAUGAAUUAAUGGGUGAAAGGGUAGUGAAUUGAAUUAAUACAUUUUACUUGAACCCAUCCUUCAUGUGAGCAUUAGUGGUAGCAUUCAACAGAUACAUACGAAAAACAGAAGCCUAUUGGUAAUUUUAGAAGUUUCACUCUUUCAGUAAAUUAAAUUGUCAGUCUGAACAAUUUCUCUGUGCAUAUCAAUUCAGAUUUACUACCAGUGACACUUGUUUAUACAGAUCUUUGUUGGAAGCAGGUCACACAAAGUAGAUAAUAAUCAAGGGUGAAUGGAAUAGUCAUUUUUCCAGCCUCAAUUUUCCAGAUGUGAGUGUUAUUUUUAUCAAUUUGGCAUGAAUUAUGUAUUUUUAUCAUCCUUAUUUGUUUACUAUAUGGCUGAUUAAAUGAGAAAACAGUAUAGAUCUGUAGAUCAUUAUAAACAAACAUAGCAUGUUUAUCGUCAUAUACACUGCAUUUUAACAUUUAGAAAACAUAUACGUGAAAGUCUAUAAUGGCACAAUAUAUUGUCUAUGCAUAUUUAAGUAAUUUCAUCAGAAUAUAAUCACAUCUUUCUUUCAGAACAUAAAACACUAAGGUAGACAUAAUAAACUAGCUGAACAAUAUUGUGCUUUCUGUUGGGUAUUCACCACCUUCCUUUUGGAAAGACCUUUGGUCUGUCCUCUCCGAUUCAGCAGUUUGUGGUAUACAUUUAUAGUGCACCAUAAUUUAUUAAAAUACUUUAUAACACAAAAAUCACUGCCUAGGUACAAAAAUGGGUUUACACAUCCAAACUAGUCAUUAAUACUGAUUUAACCUGUUCUUGAUUAUUGUACAGAUUAUUUGAUAAAACACAGUUAUUGAACCUUGAUCAUAUUUCUAGGACAGUAGUUCAAUGGUGUAAAAUGUGUAUGUGUUUUCCUUCUGCUCUUGGUUGAAAGUUUGUAUUUAUUUAUGAAUUUGUGAAUUCUAUGGUUGUUCACUCAUUUUUGUGCUGCUUUGUUUAUAGGUUGUGAUCCCUACAGUUCAAGUUGCACAAAUUGUAUUAUCCACCAACUAUUCGUGCAUUUUUGUCAAUCUUUUUAUGUACUUGUAUAUUGUCAUUUACUGAUAUUUUAGAAAGUACAGUAAGACUGAAAUGGUUGUAGCUAACCAAAUAAUGUCAUUCAUUAUACUUGCUGUGCACUUGUAUUCACUGACUAGGUCUCAAAUGCCAGUUUUGAAAGAACCACAUACUACAGAAUAUUAUUUACAUUUUAAACUGAAAGAUCUUCGAAAGAAGGGGGCUCACUUGGGCAAUUAAGAGGCAAGCUGGUUUGGUUUGCACACCUUCAACCUAGUACAGUCCAGAUAUAUUCCUUUAAAAUAAAAAAGUGUUCUUUUUAAAACUACACAUGUGAGACCAUUAUAGUAGCAAAUGGAAGUGCAUGACAGGUAAGAUCUAUGGAGUUCUUUACUUCACUAGAAACAAUAAGCAAGAAACUGUAACAGAGCAGAUAUUUGUGGGGGCACACAGGAUGUUACUGUGAAGACUGAAAUUAAGACUACUUAAACUAAAUACGUCUUUUAAACAGAGAAAACUAAAUCAAAACAUCUAAUGAAAGAAAAACCAUGGAAUGGUAAUUGCAGGAAAUGAUAAGUUAAUUAUGUACAGGAGUCUACUGUUAUUUAUUAAACACGUUUUAUAAAUGUAAUGGCAAUUAAAAAAAUAAACACAUAA
Messenger RNA from Polyodon spathula (Mississippi paddlefish), 5070 nucleotides. Its product is annotated as acid-sensing ion channel 4-A-like. Gene Ontology annotation, molecular function: ligand-gated sodium channel activity. The transcript is spliced from 10 exons. Gene Ontology annotation, cellular component: membrane. Gene Ontology annotation, biological process: sodium ion transmembrane transport. The coding region runs from base 380 to 1990 and encodes 536 amino acids. The record is from RefSeq and is a predicted model, not a curated record. Lineage: Eukaryota; Metazoa; Chordata; Actinopteri; Acipenseriformes; Polyodontidae.